GCGAGACUCCGGCCCGUCGCCCUGCUCCCUCUGCCAGCCGCCGACACCAUGGUGGUCCUGAAGGGCGUCCCCGCGCUGCUGUCCCCGGAGCUGCUCUACGCCCUGGCGCGGAUGGGGCACGGAGACGAGAUCGUCCUUGCAGACGCCAACUUCCCCACCUCUUCCUUAUGCCAGUGUGGCCCCACCGAGAUCCGUGCUGACGGCCUGGGCAUCCCGCAGCUCCUGGAGGCCGUGCUGAAGCUACUGCCACUGGACACCUACGUGGAGAGUCCGGCUGCCGUCAUGGAGCUGGUGCCCAGCGACCAGGCCAGGGGCCUCCAGACCCCAGUGUGGAGACGCUACGAGUACCUGCUCCACAAGGCAGGCUGCACGAAGUCGCUGGAGAAGGUCGAGAGGUUUGCGUUUUAUGAGCGGGCCAGAAAGGCCUUUGCGGUGGUAGCGACCGGGGAGACGGCCCUCUACGGAAACAUCAUCCUGAAGAAGGGGGUGCUUGCCCCCGACGACCUGCUCUAGGCCUUGGGAAGCCCACCCUGUGGCCCUAAGAAGAGUGGAGGGGACCCUGAAACCCGACAGCGCUGCCCGACAGUCGCUCAGACAUGGACAAGCCCCAGCCCGGCGCCCACAACCUGCUGGGGGCUCUGGGGGUCGGUGCAUGUGUGGGGCUUCUGCCACUCGGCCUGGGAGACCUCCCGAUUUAUGGAAAAGGUGGAGUGUGGUGGUCUGUGAGUGUGCAGGCGGGAGGGCUUAAACCACAGCUUUGUUCUCAUCAAGACUCCUUUGGUGACUGUCCCCCCGGGAGGUCACCAGCUCCUCAAAGACACCAGAGCAGCCCCCACCCCUUACCCCAAUGUACCCUCAGUUGAGAAAUGCAAGUGGGAUCUGCCCAGGGUGGCCUGGGAGCUGGUGGCCUUGAGGCUCCAGGGGGUAGUGUCCUGGACACCCAGAUCUGCACUCCCAGGGAAGGAGAGGGGACAAGGAGCAGAACCCAGAGGGCAAGCGAGCUGACAGACAGAGAUUUGGGGCCCAGUGGGAGAGGGUCUGUUCUGGGUUUGGCCUUGGACUCGGCUCCUCUGCCCUCUGUAAUGGCUCCCCCCUCGCUGGGCUGUCCUGCCCUCGAGCCCCUGUCUGGGCUUUGCCAACAGUAACCUUGCAGUUGCCUGACCUUGGGCCUGGUGUCGUGGGGUUUCUUGUCACUGACCUCACGCCGGCUUAUUUUAAAACAGUUCUUUGGAGGUGUAAUGGACAUAAACUGUACACAUUGAAAGUGUACAAUUUGAUAUGUUCAGACGUGUGUCUACCCAGGAAAAUCACAUGCCUGUCACCCCAGAAGUGUCCUCCUGCCCCUCAGAAAUUCUCCCCGUCUGCUUUGUGACACUAUAGAUUAGUUUGCAUUUUUCAAUUUUCAAUAAAAUCAUGUAUGCAUUCUUCAGCUUCUUUCACUUAGCAUAAUCAUUUUGAAUGCAUCCGUAUUCUCACUGAGGGGUAUUCCAUCUGUCUUAGGUUGGGUUCUCUAGAGAAGCAAAAGCAGUAAAGCAUAUAAAUAUAUAUAUAGAGAGAUUUAUGCCAAGGAAACAGCUCAUGCAAUUGUAGAGG
Trichechus manatus latirostris (Florida manatee) is the source of this 1593-nucleotide messenger RNA. RefSeq names its product fucose mutarotase (gene FUOM). The coding region runs from base 49 to 513 and encodes 154 amino acids. NCBI's taxonomy places the organism in Eukaryota, Metazoa, Chordata, Mammalia, Sirenia, Trichechidae. Gene Ontology annotation, biological process: fucose metabolic process. The transcript is spliced from 7 exons. The record is from RefSeq and is a predicted model, not a curated record. Gene Ontology annotation, molecular function: fucose binding; racemase and epimerase activity, acting on carbohydrates and derivatives.